Cladophialophora psammophila CBS 110553 is the source of this 1272-nucleotide messenger RNA. RefSeq lists its product as uncharacterized. The transcript has a single exon. Gene Ontology annotation, molecular function: small GTPase binding; GTPase activator activity. Gene Ontology annotation, cellular component: nucleus; perinuclear region of cytoplasm; cytosol. The coding region runs from base 1 to 1272 and encodes 423 amino acids. The record is from RefSeq and is a predicted model, not a curated record. NCBI's taxonomy places the organism in Eukaryota, Fungi, Ascomycota, Eurotiomycetes, Chaetothyriales, Herpotrichiellaceae. Gene Ontology annotation, biological process: nucleocytoplasmic transport; activation of GTPase activity.
AUGGCUGAGGAAGCCUCGUCGACCUUCUCCCUCGCUGGCAAGGGCCUCAAAAUCGACACCAAAGAAGAUCUCGAGAAGCACAUUGACCUCCUCACAUCGUCCUCCGCGGUCACCCACAUCGAUCUUUCUGGAAAUACGUUGGGCGUUUCUGCAUGCGCCGCCCUCGCACCUAUCUUGGCCUCGAAACCGACUCUCCAGAGCGCCGAUCUACACGACAUCUUCACCUCCCGUCUCCUCGACGAAAUCCCACCAGCAUUAUCCUCUCUUCUCAAUGCCUUCCUCGAAUGCCCCAACCUUCACACAAUAGAUCUAAGCGAUAAUGCGUUCGGUCUCAACACGAAAGAUCCUCUCGUAGAUUUCCUAUCGAAACACAUCCCGCUAAAGCACCUAGUCUUGAAUAAUAAUGGCAUGGGUCCCCUGGCGGGUACUGCCAUUGCCGAAGCUCUCAUUACGCUUGCGGAGAGGAAGGAGGCAGCUAGAAGAGAAGGGAAGGAUGUACCACACCUGGAAAGUAUCGUGUGUGGCCGUAACAGGUUGGAGAACGGAAGUAUGCCCGCCUGGGCAAAGGCAUACGAGGCACACAGAAUCGGAAUUAAAAGCGUGAAAAUGACGCAAAAUGGUAUUCGACCCGAGGGUAUCUCCCACUUAAUCUCGUCUGGUCUGUCAAAAUGCGAAAAUCUUGAGGUUCUGGACAUGCAAGACAACACAUUCACCUUGAAAGGCGCACAUGCCCUGGCAAAAGCACUGAGUGGUUGGUCGAAUCUCAAGGAACUCGGUGUCGGCGAUGACCUACUGGGUGCUCGCGGCGCAAUCAAAGUUUUCGAGUCUUUCUCUGGAGGAGGUAACGAAAGGGUGGAAAUUCUCAGGUUGCAGUACAACGAUAUCACUCCAGCUGGGGUGAAGACCCUCCUAAGAGCUGCAAAACAUGAUUUACCCAGAUUACGACGAGUGGAGCUGAACGGGAACAAGUUUGAGGAAGAGGAUCCUUCGAUUGAAGAGUUAGCCGUGCUGUUAAGCGACAGAAAAGAUGAGCUUGGGAAGGGGGAGGAUCCAGAAGACCAUUGGGGACUGGACGACUUAGAUGAAUUAGAAGGAGAGGAAGAAGAGGAAGAGGAAGAAGAGGCGGAAGAGGAAGAGGAGGAAGAGGAAGAGGAUGAACUAGCAGAGAGAGUCCUCAAAGAGGCCGAGGAGGCCGAGGAGGAGGAGGUAGCGGAGGAAAAAGAUAAAGAAGUCGAUGAAUUGGCCAAGGCGCUGGAGAAGACGCAUGUGUGA